GAUGUUUGUGAUUCAUUGAAAAGAUCCGAUUCAAAAGAAUGAUUCGUUCUCCAAUCUGACAUCACUGAUUGUGCUAGACACAACUGAACACAGCGGUGUACGUUGCUUUGAUAAUUGUUUUUUUUUUUUUGGCUGGGACAAAGGAUUUCAACGCCACUUUGGAUUUUGACAGUGUUGUGGGCAGCUCUCCACCUUUAAAAAUGGUUCAGAAUUACAAGCAGACGUCUGGAGCCUGUUCCCCAACAAACACUGAGGAACUACUCACACCAGCACAUGAGGAAAAUGUGCGAUUCAUUCACUACACUUGGCAGCGUGUCAUGAGAGAAAUGCAGACUUGCCAGGGAAGUGAAAACAAUAACCAGGGACCUCAGAAGUAUGUGGAGAGGAUGCCAAACCCUGCACUAAGCUCUUUUACACCAGUGGACUUGAAUGAUGUGAAAAGGAAAAACACACAAGACUCCAAAAAGUCUUCAUGAAACAAUUGGAUUUAUCCAGCAUAAAGACUAAUACAGCACAGAUCUCAUGCCUGGUGCACUGAUGUUAUUCAGGCCUUUAUUUGCCGAUCCCUGAUAUUUUUUUUAAUUAUCAGUGUUGUUCACUGAUAACUUUGUCCUGUGUUUAAGGACAAAGUGCUGCUUUAAAAAUGUUUUUAGAAUUUCCAUUGAUUUUCAUAUAGAGUGCUGCAGUGAUGAUGUGUUUUUGUAGGCAACAAAUGCCUGGAUUUAUUCACUGGCUUUUGAAUUAUUGCAGAAAACAAGCUCUGUGGCCAAUACAAAUAUUAUUAUUAUUAUUAUUAUUACAAGUUUUGUUUAUAGUGAUCAUUAUCACAAAUGAGCACAACUUAGAUGUAGAGUAGAUUUCCUGAUCAGUGUGAUGUUUAAUGACCCAGAAAUCCUCCUUUAGCCAUUUUGUUGGCUCUUUUUUUUUUCUCAAGACAAAUAGAUUUUUUUUUAAAAUGCAUGGGGGUAUUACUGAUGUAUUUUAUGUUGUAGAAAAAAGCUUGUUCCUGUGUUACCUUAUUUCAGGCAUUUGCCAAAAACCCAUUCAGAAUAAUGGGAAUCAGAAAUUCCAACUCGUUUCUGGGAUUUGGCCUAGAAUAUGUCAUCCCUACAGCACUCUAUUUAUGCUAAUGUAAACUAGCAUACAUGUCAAAAAGCAUGUCUUUUUGAUGUAUGAUUUUUAAGUCAGACCAACAAAAUAAUUUAUUUAACUAAACAAAAUGAAUUUUUUUUUUUUACUAUUUUCCAGUAGAGUUAUUCCAUGUUGCAAGAAAACGGAAAAGAUUGGAGUAAGAUUUGCUCAUAGGUAACCUACUGAAACUUAUGUCUAGAGGUUUGUUGAAAUUUCUUGUAUGUGAAUAAAUUCAAGGAAGGGCCAAUCAUAUCUAGUUGUCUGUGAUUGAGGGUAGCAUUUAGGGAAAUGUGCUAUACAUUUAAAUGUAUGCUUUUAAAACAUUUUAAUCAUUUAUUUUUUUAGUUUAUUUAGGCUUACAAUUUGAAUUUGCCAUUUUUAUGAUUUGCAAAUACGAAAAUUUGGUACUUUUUUUUUUUUAUAAAUGUUGGUUGUGGGGCAAUUUGAGUCAAUGGUUCAACUGUCCUGCAACCUCUGGUAUAUAACACUCUCUGGUAUGUAAAAUAUUAUUUUCAUGUAGCACCUUUCCUCCCAAUAAUGAAUAUGUUGUUUCUGAAAACAUUGUUUGCACAUAUAAACAUACAAUGUUUAUUGAAAUAAUAUUUGAAUUCUAUUUUUUAUUCUUUUGCCUGGUUCCUUUAACAAGCAUUAAAACUCACUGUCCACAAAUUUGCAUGAUUACUUUUGGUUUUACUAAUGUAAAAAAUGGUUCUCAAAUAUUAAAACGCACUAAAUACCAUCUAUUUGGUUUACAGUUGUCUGCAAGAAAGGUACAGCACAAAGAUUUGGAAUAGAUCAAUGCAUUAUUGAAUUAUCACUGUGUGCAUAACGCUAAUGUUUUCACUUGGAAAUAGUUAACCCAUCCUGGGCAAGGAUGUGCCAAUGCCACUUUUUUGAAAGUCAUAUUUCAUUAUAUACAAGCUCUAUUUCAGUUUCUCUAAUUGUUCAAUAUUGCUUUUGCUGCAUUGGUUUAUCUCAAUACCUGUACCAGUUGUACAACUGGUAACCAAUUCAUCUUACUCCACUCUUUCCAACCAUUGCAUAAACCACAUAAUAAAUGGUUUACUCAUAUAGCAUGUUGUUUAUGCAACUUAAUAUAAUAUAGUUGGUAGUUUAUUAAUAUCUGCGCUAUAUCAGAAUUUAAGUUUUUUUUUUGUUGUAAAUAAUGAUUUAGUAUAUACUUAGUAAUAAGAUCCACUGUGGUGCCUUUGUUAUUAAUUAUUUUAUUAUUUCAGGAAUGAUUUUAAUUAAGAAUUACCAUACGGCUUACAGACAAUCAGGGCAAAUAAAUUAAUUCUCAAUUGUGGACAAAUAUGCAUGUUACAUUUUAAAGUCAACUCCAUCUGUUAACAAAGAAUGGUUGACUAUUAUCCCAAAAUAAUUAAUGAAGGUAAAAGAGAGUUGAUUAAAUUUAAUAAAAAAGAAAAAUAUUUUAAAUUGUGGGAAUUUCAUGUCAAGUUAUUUAAGAUAUGCACAAAUGCAUACCAUUGUAAGUGUCCUGUGACAUUCUGUACUGUGUUCAUAAUUUAAAAUGACUGUUCGUUGGACUGCAAAAUGCAAUUAUUUUAUCAGUGAUAUCAGCUUCUUUGUACAAAACCAUACCAUGUGUUUUUAAAAAUGUUUUCAUUUUGUGGGAUAUUUAAUCACAAAAUUCUACAUUUGUAGGAUGUAAAAUAUACCAUUGUACAAUAAACAAACAAAAGAAUC
Messenger RNA from Onychostoma macrolepis, 2838 nucleotides. Its product is annotated as mapk-regulated corepressor-interacting protein 1-like. The transcript is spliced from 4 exons. Lineage: Eukaryota; Metazoa; Chordata; Actinopteri; Cypriniformes; Cyprinidae. The record is from RefSeq and is a predicted model, not a curated record. The coding region runs from base 201 to 476 and encodes 91 amino acids.